Molecule: messenger RNA, 2448 nt
Organism: Aspergillus bombycis
Lineage: Eukaryota; Fungi; Ascomycota; Eurotiomycetes; Eurotiales; Aspergillaceae
Product: MFS transporter
Exons: 9
Coding region: 1-2448 (815 amino acids)
Biological process (GO): transmembrane transport
Cellular component (GO): membrane
Molecular function (GO): cation binding; transmembrane transporter activity
Source: RefSeq, a predicted model, not a curated record
AUGGUAUCCGGCCAGGAUCCCGAAUCAGAGAUCUCAGCGCCACUCUUAGGAACUCAUCCACCCGGAGCGCAUGUCGAGUACAUGCACAAGCACAAGCGAUGGAUCCUAUUUCUCUUAUGCACGGUGAUUGUCACACUUGACUUUGGCACAUUCCUCUCCCUUGCUCCACAGACUCAGAUUAUGGAAUCAAUCAUCUGUCGCAAGUUUCAUCCAGGACAAUUUAUCGAUCUCCCACAUGGACAGUUCUUGUCGGAUAAUACACCCUGCAAAUCCGUAGAUGUACAGGGGGAGCUAGCAUUGAUCAGUGGGUGGAAAGAUACAUUGGACCAGAUCCCGGGAAUUAUCCUUGCCCUACCAUUGGGCUUCCUGUUGGAUCGCAUUGGCCGCAAACCAGUUGCGAUGCUAAGUAUGAGUGGGCUCCUCAUGGAGGAGAUCGCGAUCCGCAUCAUCUGCGUGUAUAGUGAGGCAGUUCCUCUCCGAGCUAUCUGGCUCACGCCCUUAUUUCAAUUAUGUGGUGGUGGUUCUCAAAUAGCCAGCUCUGUGGCCUUCACCAUUGUCACAGAUAUCUUUCCCGCAGAACAGCGUGCAAACAUAUUUUUCAUGCUCUUUGCGGCUGUCCUACUUGCCGAGAUCCUCGCAACACCUCUGAGUGCUUGGCUUAUGUCCUGGUCGCCGUGGCUUCCAUUCCUACUCGGUUGGCUCUGUGAAGGUUGUGGCUUACUGGCAGCCAUACUUAUCCCGGAGACUCUGCCAAAGUCGCCAAACGAAUUGGAAUCUGAAUCGGCAGAUGAGGAGCGUGGUCGCCUUGACCCUCCACCCACACUGCCUAAAUGGAAAGGGUCCCUCUAUAGUGCAAGGUCCCAUAUCAUGGACCUAAAUGCAUUUGUCUGGGGAAAUGUCAACACGGUGGCUAUUUCAAUUGCAUUCCUGGCGGCUAGUGUUGGAGCGCAGGCCCUCCAGUUGAUCAUCCAAUAUGCUUCCAAGCGCUACUCAUGGACUAUGGCAAAGGCAAGCUUUCUCAUCUCUCUAAAAGGAAUGAUUGACCUCGUCGUCUUGCUUCUAUUGCUACCAACUAUCUCCCACUAUCUAAACCGGUAUCUUUCCCCAGCUGUCAGAGAUCUUCGAAUAACACAGGGAAGUGCAGCUAUUCUAGUAGUUGGAUUUGGCAUCAUGGCAGUGGCCGAUCAGCCAGUACUGUUCGCCUUUGGUGUAUCCAUUCUGGCCUUAGGCUGGGGCUUCUAUUCCACCCUCCGCAAUGUGGCCACAACAUUGGUUGCAGAGUCUCAAAUCGGGACGCUCAAUACCACAAUCGCUCUUGUCCAGGGGAUUGGGAGCAUGAUUGCUGGACCGUUGCUCGCCAGUACAUUUCGGAAAGGUAUGAAGUUGGGUGGUACCUGGAUGGGCUUGCCAUACAUGGUGGGUGCCAUACUGUUUUUGCUGGCCGGACUGGCCGCGUCUAGCACUUCGUCCGAGGGCGAAGAUGAUUGCUGCAUUUACGGCGUUUCAGCCAUGCAGGGCUGGAGAAUCAGCAUGGAGGAUGCCCAUGCUGCCGUUCUAGACCUCCACGCGAAAUAUUCGAGUCCAGAAGAGACACCAACGGAUCCCGCCAAACGCCUAGCGUUCUUUGGAGUAUACGAUGGACAUGGUGGAGACAAAGUCGCACUGUUUGCCGGAGAAAACGUGCACAGGAUCGUCGCAAAACAGGAUUCAUUCGCAAAGGGUGACAUCGAACAGGCCCUGAAAGAUGGCUUCUUAGCUACCGAUCGGGCUAUCUUAGAAGACCCGAAAUAUGAAGAGGAAGUCUCCGGCUGCACGGCAGCUGUCAGUGUAAUCUCAAAACAUAAGAUCUGGGUGGCCAAUGCGGGUGAUUCUCGCUCCGUGCUUGGAGUUAAGGGCCGCGCAAAGCCUCUCUCUUUUGAUCAUAAACCACAGAAUGAAGGCGAGAAAGCUCGUAUCAGUGCCGCAGGUGGCUUUGUCGAUUUCGGCCGUGUGAACGGAAACCUGGCCCUGUCGCGAGCCAUUGGUGAUUUUGAGUUCAAGAAGAGCCCGGAGCUUGCGCCCGAACAACAGAUCGUGACCGCUUAUCCGGAUGUGACAAUCCAUGAGCUUAGUGAUGACGAUGAAUUUCUUGUCAUAGCCUGUGAUGGUAUCUGGGAUUGCCAGUCUUCCCAGGCUGUGGUUGAGUUUGUUCGCCGCGGUAUCGCCGCGAAGCAAGAACUUUACCGGAUUUGUGAGAACAUGAUGGACAACUGCUUGGCUUCAAACAGCGAAACUGGUGGGGUUGGAUGUGACAACAUGACUAUGAUAAUCAUUGGCCUCCUGAACGGCAGGACUAAAGAGGAAUGGUAUAAUCAGAUAGCUGAGCGGGUGGCCAAAGGCGACGGCCCUUGCGCUCCUCCCGAAUACGGCAAGUCUCUUGAGGAUUCUACGGCCUCCAACCCCUACUGA